This is a messenger RNA of Trichomonas vaginalis G3, 1185 nucleotides long. RefSeq names its product rescue of stalled ribosome. NCBI's taxonomy places the organism in Eukaryota, Parabasalia, Trichomonadida, Trichomonadidae. The coding region runs from base 1 to 1185 and encodes 394 amino acids. The transcript has a single exon. Gene Ontology annotation, biological process: protein ubiquitination; rescue of stalled cytosolic ribosome. The record is from RefSeq and is a predicted model, not a curated record. Gene Ontology annotation, molecular function: ubiquitin protein ligase activity; ribosome binding.
AUGGAAGACUCAAGAGUGUACUGUGAUAUCUGCUCCGAACCAAUCAAUAUUAGGGUAUUGCAGCAUUGUGGACACAAUGAUAUUUGUUUACAAUGCUAUAUUAGAUAUUCUAAGAACUAUGGAAACAACUGCUGCUAUUAUUGUCAGCAAAAUAAUGAUGGCUCAUGGCCUAUUGCAACGUCAAAAUUAAAUUUAGACUAUGAAUCUGCAAAACAAUUAAAUUUAGAAUUUGAUGAUGCUAAUAAGAUAUAUUAUACAGAUCCAGCCGCUAAGAAGGAAAUUAAGAACUUAAAUAUGUUUAAUUGCCAUCAUUGCCAUCAUAAAUUCCAUAAUAUUAAUCAAUUCUCAAAGCACUUAGAGAAGCAUGGUGAAACAAUAUGCAGGAUAUGCCAAGGAAGCGGAAGAUUUAAUCCGCACUCACUAGAAACAUUCACCAAGGCUGAAAUCCAUAAGCACAUUCACCAACAUCAUCCAAGAUGCAUUUGCUGCAAGUCACUGUUUUUCGACCAGCACACAUUAGCUGAGCACAUGAACGAAUCACAUCAAAGAUGCGAAAUUUGCGCCAAGAACAAUAAAAUCAUAUGGUUCAAUACUCCACAAGAUUUGAUUGAGCACAAUGAGAAAGAACACUUUGUUUGCCAUCAUCAGGAUUGUGCUGCUAUGCAACUCGUGGCUUUUGCAACAAGAGGAGAAUUAUUGCUUCAUUUACAAAGAGUACAUCAUGAUUUUGAUAACGAAAUCGAUUUCAUGAGAGACUUUGAAGUAGAAGAAACUACAACAAAUACAAAAUCAAAUAAUUAUAGAAGCGAAUUCAUCAACAUUUACAAGAAAAAAGUUUGGGAAAUUCUCAAAGCAAAGCCAAAAGUUGAAAAAUAUUCUUCUGCAUUUAAUUCAUUCAUCAAGAAUAGAAUUAGUUGUGCAGAAUUUUACAAACUCUUUUCCGAGUUUUUCGGAGAAUCAAAGAAUAUGAUUUUUUGUGACAUGAUAGCGACAUUAAGAGAUUCAACAAAGAGAAUGGAACUAUUCAGGAUUCAUAAUGGAAUCAAGGAUGAACCAUUACCAUCUCACAAAUUAAUUAUUGAUGAGCCAAUCGAAGAAGAAAAGCCAUCUAUAAAGAAAGUCACAGUCAAGCACAACGAUUCUCCACGCAGAAAGAAAGUUGUUCGCGUUAUUUCGUCUUUUUGA